This is a messenger RNA of Pestalotiopsis fici W106-1, 1644 nucleotides long. RefSeq lists its product as uncharacterized. Lineage: Eukaryota; Fungi; Ascomycota; Sordariomycetes; Amphisphaeriales; Sporocadaceae. The record is from RefSeq and is a predicted model, not a curated record. Bases 1 to 1644 code for a protein of 547 amino acids. The transcript has a single exon.
AUGGUUGCCCAAUCCCUCAUCCUCACCCUCGGUGUCGUGGCACUCCGAGGCGUCGCCGCCUCGUACGAGGUCGCCCAGCCUGCGGGCUACGCGACCGACCCUGCCCCUGCCGUUGGCGGAGGCUAUGCCACCUCGGGUGGCAGCAGCGGCUCCGACUCGGGCUAUGGCGGCGGUGGCUCUGGUGGCUCGUCUGGUGGAUACGGUGGCGGCGAGUCGGGCGAGUCAUCGGGUGGAUAUGGCGGUGGUGAGUCGGGCGAGUCCGGCGGUGGCUACGGAGGUGGUUCCUCUGGCGAGUCAGGAGGCGAGUCUGGUAGUGGAGGAUACGGCGGCGGAGAGUCUGGUGAAUCCGGUGGCGAGUCUGGCGGUUAUGGUGGUGGUGAGAGCGGAGAGUCUGGCGGUAAGGGAGGGUCUGGAGGCUAUGGUGGAAGCGAGGGAGGCUCUGGCUCCGGGGGUUAUUCUGGUGAUAGCAGUCCCUCAGAGUCUGGCUCUGGUGGACACGGUGGUGGUGAGUCGGGCUCUGGCUCUGGCGGCUACUCUGGCGGCGCAAGCCCUGCCGAGUCUGGAUCUGGCUCAGGCCACUCCGGCAGCGGCGGCCAGGGCGGCGAGAGUGGUGGCUCUGGAGGCUACGGCGGUGGUGAGGAGGAAGAGGACGAUGAGUGCGAGGCCGAUGAUGGCGAGUACGAUGAGGAUGAGGAGCCAGCUGGUUACGGAGUCUCUGGUGGUUACGGCUCUGGCGGCUCUGGCGAGGGCGAGGGCCAGGAGGGUGGUGCUUCGGGCGCAUACAGUGGUGGUGAGAGUGGUGAAGGCGGCUCUGGUGGCCAGGGUGGCGAGGGUGGCCAGGGAGGAGAAGGCUCUGGCUACAGCAAACCCGGUGACAGCUACGGAGGCGGCGACAGUGAGGGAGGCUCGGGUGGUAGCUCCGGCUCUGGAGGUUCCGGUGAGGGUGGUGAGGGCGAGAGCUCUGGCUACAGCGGCGAAGGUGGAUCCGGAGGCUCUGGCCAGGGUGGCGAAGGCUCCUCCUCAGGCUACAGCGGUGAGGGUGGAUCCGGAGGCUCUGGAGGUUCCGGAGAGGGUGGUGAGGGUGAAAGCUCUGGCUACAGCACCGAGGGUGGCGAGAGCUCUGGCUCUGGUUACGGCCAAGGCGGAGAGGGUGAGAGCUCUGGUUCUGGCGAGGGCGGAUCCGGAGGCUCAGGGGGCUCUGGCGAGGGUGGAUCUGGAGGCUCUGGAGGCUCUGGUUCUGGAAGCUCUGAGGGAGGCGCCAGCGCCGCUGACUGUGACGAGAAUGGCAACCCCAUUGGUGGUGGCUCGUCCGGCGGUGAAUCGGGUGGUGAGUCUGGUUCCUCUGGAAGCAGCUCGGAAGGCUCCAGCGGUAGUGAAGGUGGUUCAUACGAUUCUGGUAGCGGUUCUGGAUCAUCGUACGACACCCCUUCAACCUUGACCACCCAAUACAUCACCGCUACUGUGGUUCCCGAGCCGGCUGGCGAAGGUUACUCUGGUGAGUCGUCUGGAGAGGAAAGUGGAAGUGACUACUCCAGCGGAGAGUCAGGCGAUUCCAACGAGUCAGAGGGCGGCAAGGGUUACAAGACCUUGGGCGAGAGCUUGCUCGGUCUGCAAUGGCUCAAGUGGUUGCUUCACUGGGUCUAA